Messenger RNA from Cladocopium goreaui, 1548 nucleotides. NCBI's taxonomy places the organism in Eukaryota, Dinophyceae, Suessiales, Symbiodiniaceae. The record is from the annotation of a GenBank genome assembly.
AUGUCGUUGCUAGUGGAUUUACAAUCGAUGAUUGGGGCCGCGUUGCAAUCGCCGCUUCUGGUGGCAACGCGGGCUUCGCGGGAUUAUGGUCAUGGAACCGCCCAAAAUCCAAACACUCCCAAAAUUACCUCACCGGAGAGAACCGUCGUGAUACGAAGCAGCCGAAACCUUGGAGGAUUGUGCCUCGUCUUCGGGUUGUUCCUCGCCCCUGCCGUGGAACUUCGCGGCGGCGAGCAGGAUCCACCGAAUAUUCUGGUUUUUCUGGCCGAUGACGUCGACGCCAAGGACUACGGCUGUUAUGGCAACGAUAGCAUUCGCACACCCAAUAUCGACGCCCUGGCCGCCAGCGGGCUGCGAUGCGACAACGCCUUCCUAACCACAUCGCAAUGCAGUCCCACGCGAAUCAGCGUGCUCACGGGCAAGUACCCGCACGCCACGGGGGCCGAAGACCUGCACACGCCGCUGCCCAAAGAUCAGACCUUCGUCUCAACGUACUUGAAAGAUCGUGACUAUUUCUGUGGGCAUAUGUUGAAGACCCACUACGGCCCCAACGGGAACGAUCAGUUCGAUUGGUACUCGAAGAACCUCGACGAUUUCCCCGAGUUCAUUGAAGCCACGGAGCAACGGCCAUUCUUUAUGUGGGUUGGAUUUCGGGAUGCCCAUCGGCCGUAUCAGAAAGGGGCCGUCUCGCCGCCGCACGAUCCGGCGAAAGUUGAAGUUCCUCCGUACCUAGUUGACGAUCAGGCAACGCGCGAGGACCUGGCCCUGUACUACGACGAAAUCUCCCGCAUGGAUGAAGCCAUCGGGCGGAUGAUGGAGCAGCUGAACAAGCGGGGACUAACCGAGAACACGUUGGUGGUCUUCUUCGGCGACAAUGGACGACCGUUCCCUCGUUGCAAGGGGACGCUGUACGACUCGGGGAUUGGCACUCCGCUGGUGUUCUCUUGGCCCAAAGUGAUUAAGGCAGGCAGCGUGUACGACGGGCUGGUGAGCGUCGUCGAUUUGGCCCCGACGUUUCUAGAUAUCGCCGGGGUGAAAGUUCCCUCGGAUAUGCAGGGGCAUAGUAUUGCCGGCUUGUUUCGAGAUACCGAGGUCGAACCGCGGGAGUAUGUGUUCGCCGAACGCAACUGGCACAACUGCGAUGAGCAUAUGCGGAGCGUGCGGUCCAAUCAGUACAAGCUGAUUCGCAACGCCUACCUCGACCUGCCCCACGGAACCCCUAGCGACUUGUGUGCGUCGCCAUCGUGGCAAAGUCUGAAAGCAUUGCUUGCGAAGGAAGAACUGACCGACGCGCAGGCACGGUUGUUCCAAGUGCCGCGACCGGAGUAUGAGCUCUACGAUGUGAUCAACGACCCGCAGGAGUUGCACAACCUGGCGGAGGACGACGGCUAUUCUUCGGUGCGGGAACAGUUGGCCGGAGUUCUGGAGGAGUGGCGCGAGCGAACCGGCGAUUUCCCUCCCACCAAGCGGCGACGUCCAGACAAUGUGAACCGUUCAACGGGAGUGAAGUUCCAGCAGAAGGUGCCGGAGAUGUUGCCGGAUGAAUGA